Molecule: messenger RNA, 1278 nt
Organism: Marchantia polymorpha subsp. ruderalis
Lineage: Eukaryota; Viridiplantae; Streptophyta; Marchantiopsida; Marchantiales; Marchantiaceae
Source: the annotation of a GenBank genome assembly
AGGGAUGGAAACGGAGUGGAGAAUGAUUCAGAGUAUCUUCGAGAUAAGUUUGUUGAACGUGUAGAAACCUCAGACUUUGCCAGACUAACCAUGAACGUAAUCGUCUGUCCGGAUUGCAAGACGAGAGAGCAUGUGAUGGACUACGCUUCGGGGGACGUCAUUUGCGUCGAGUGUGGGCUCGUUCUCGAGUCUCAUUUUGUGGACGACGCGCCGGAAUGGCGUACAUUUGCGGACCAGAGCGGAGCGAAGGAUCGAAACCGAGUUGGUGAUUCGUACAAUGCCCUGCUUCCAGACGGUGGCAUCUCCACAACCUUCAGCCAUGUGGAGGGUAAUUGCAUUUCGUCAUCCCUCAAGCGUGCAGAAUCUCGACUCCCCAAUGGAGACAGCAGUCGGCUCCUCUCUAGCAUAACCAGAUGUGCCUCUAUGGCUUCACGACUGGGUCUGGUUCGGAGCAUUCAGACCAUCGCUUCCGAAAUCUAUCAGAAGGUGACAAACCUGAAUUUAACCAGAGGGAAAAGUCAAGAAGCGGUGCUGGCGUCUUGUUUGUACCUGGCGUGUCGCCAGGAGGGCGAACCCCGGUCGAUGAAAGAGAUUUGUUCGGUUGCAGAAGGUACAUCGCUGAAGGAAGUGGGACGAGCUUUGCUGUACAUAGAGAAACACAUCAUCAAAGAAAAACACAUCAAGGAAGAUCUAGGAAUGGGCAAGUCCGUCAAUGCAAGAGAUUUCGUGAUUCGUUUCUGCAUAAAGCUAGGUGUGAGUUAUAAAGCGAGAUUAGCAGCCACAAAAAUCGUCCAAAUGGCUGACAACCGGCUCUACGUGAGGAGAAACCCCAUGUCCGUGGCUGCAACUGCAAUAUUCAUGGUUUCCCAAAUCCAUGAACCAAGGAAGAGUUCUAUGGGAGAGAUCUCUACAGUUUGUGGUGUGGGCAUAAUCACAAUAUUGGAAACUUAUGAAGUUCUCCUCCCUCGUGCUUCCAUGAUCAUUCCGGCUUGGUUUGCCAACCACGAACAGCUUAGAGCUCUUCCACCUCUUCCACUCAAACGACGAGCUUUAGGGUGGAAGAGUUGAGUGGAAGAGUUUGAAUUGGAAUCGCGUUCCCACUCGACAACGACAUCCAUUUCCACAUGAGUUCCGAGUACAUAAUAGAAGAAUAGAAUUGGAGAAUCUUCGUGAAAAUAUCUCAUCACUGUCAACUCUAAGAUUCAUCUGGUUUGAUUGCUCGCAUGUAAGUUGCAUGCGAUCAAGCUCUCCAAGAGUAUGACAUUUCAUGCCUCGUGG